CAGAGAAGAAGAAGGCAGCCACAAUGCCUGACUCGCCGGCCGACGUGAAGACUCAGUCCAGAUCGACACCCCCCAACAUGCCUCCUCCGCCGCCAGCCGUCACGCAGGGAGCCACGCGGCACCCCUCCUUCACGCCAAACACCAAUCAAGAAGCUGGGCCUCCGACGUUUCUGCCUCGCGGCCGUUUUCAUGGUUGCUUGAAAUGGUCGAUGGUCUGUCUUUUAAUGAAUGGAAGCAGCCACUCGCCUACCGCUAUCAAUGGAGCUCCUUCCACCCCCAACGGGUUCAGCAACGGGCCUGCCACCUCCUCCACUGCCUCCCUGUCCACCCAUCAGCUCCCUCCCGCCUGCGGCGCCCGGCAGCUCAGCAAACUCAAGCGCUUCUUGACCACCCUGCAGCAGUUUGGGAACGACAUCUCCCCGGAGAUCGGGGAGCGGGUGCGCACGCUGGUGCUGGGGCUUGUGAACUCCACGCUGACCAUCGAAGAGUUCCACUCCAAGCUCCAGGAGGCGACUAACUUCCCGCUGCGCCCCUUCGUCAUCCCCUUCUUGAAGGCCAACCUGCCCUUGCUGCAGCGCGAGCUGCUCCACUGCGCCCGCAUGGCCAAGCAGACCCCAGCCCAGUACCUGGCCCAGCACGAACAGCUGCUGCUCGAUGCCAACGCCUCUUCCCCCAUCGACUCCUCUGAGCUGCUCCUGGAGGUCACCGAGACUGGCAAGAGGAGGACACCAGACAGGACCAAAGAGAACGGCUCGGACCGAGACCCUCUGCACCCCGAACACCUCAGCAAACGGCCGUGCACCAUGAGCCCCGCUCAGCGGUACAGCCCCAGCAACGGGCUAAGCCACCAGCCCAACGGGCUGCCCCACCCCACCCCACCACCACCCCCGCACUACCGCCUGGAGGACAUGGCCAUGGCGCACCACUACCGGGACACGUACCGGCACCCCGACCCCAGGGAGCUCCGGGAGCGCCACCGGCAAGUGGCCGUGCACGGCUCCCGCCAGGAGGAAGUGAUCGACCACAGACUAACAGACAGGGAGUGGGCUGAGGAGUGGAAACACCUCAACAACCUGCUGAACUGCAUCAUGGACAUGGUGGAGAAGACGCGGCGCUCCCUCACCGUGCUGCGCCGCUGCCAGGAGGCCGACCGCGAGGAGCUCAACCACUGGAUCCGCCGCUACAGCGAUGCUGAAGACAUGAAGAAAGGCCCCAACCCCCCACCCCGCCCCCACAACAGCUCCUCCAACUCCGAGGCCCCCCCAUUAGACACUCACCGGGAGUUUGUGCCCAGGCCCCUCUCUGGUUACAUGCCUGAGGAAAUCUGGAGGAAAGCUGAAGAAGCUGUGAACGAGGUGAAGCGCCAGGCCAUGUCCGAGCUCCAGAAGGCGGUGUCGGACGCGGAGCGCAAGGCCCAUGAGCUGAUCACUACCGAGCGAGCCAAGAUGGAGAGGGCCCUGGCGGAGGCCAAGCGCCAGGCUUCCGAGGACGCGCUGACGGUGAUCAAUCAGCAGGAGGACUCGAGUGAGAGCUGCUGGAACUGCGGGCGCAAGGCCAGCGAGACCUGCAGCGGAUGCAACACGGCCCGCUACUGCGGCUCCUUCUGCCAGCACAAGGAUUGGGAGAAGCACCACCACGUCUGUGGGCAGACUCUGCAGGGCCUCCAGGCCUCCGCUGGCGCAGCCCCUUCCCAGGGGGUGGGCUUAGGGGUGGGCUCAGCUCAACCGGAUGUGGUGGCUGUCAGCGCCUCCAUCACCAGCGUGGCCACCAUGGCCGCCAGCCCCAGCGAAACCGGCUCGGCUGCUGCGUCGCGCUCCGGCACGCCGGCCACCCCAGCUCCUCUGGAAACGGCAUCACGCUAACCGACCGACCGGCCAGCCAACAGAGGGGAAAGAAACAGAGAAACCUACAGAACGUCACUGCUGCUACUGCUUCUCUCCAAAAGAAAAACUAACUGCAUUCAAUGCAACUUCCUCAGCUACCUGACUCUUCUGUGACCUCCAAAUGACCUCUCGAUCUCGCAUAUGUAAUCCUCACGGAUCCUCAAACUGGGCUUUAAGUGGAGUUAAGGCAAAUACCAAUCUUCUCUGUUCU
This is a messenger RNA of Terrapene triunguis (Three-toed box turtle), 2094 nucleotides long. RefSeq names its product protein CBFA2T3-like. NCBI's taxonomy places the organism in Eukaryota, Metazoa, Chordata, Testudines, Emydidae. Gene Ontology annotation, molecular function: transcription corepressor activity. The record is from RefSeq and is a predicted model, not a curated record. The coding region runs from base 24 to 1862 and encodes 612 amino acids. Gene Ontology annotation, biological process: DNA-templated transcription; negative regulation of DNA-templated transcription. The transcript has 11 exons. Gene Ontology annotation, cellular component: nucleus.